Aspergillus homomorphus CBS 101889 is the source of this 1644-nucleotide messenger RNA. RefSeq names its product GNAT family N-acetyltransferase. The coding region runs from base 1 to 1644 and encodes 547 amino acids. Lineage: Eukaryota; Fungi; Ascomycota; Eurotiomycetes; Eurotiales; Aspergillaceae. The record is from RefSeq and is a predicted model, not a curated record. The transcript has 2 exons.
AUGAACAACAACAGCCGAGCAGUUAGAUCCCCGUCCGAUGAACCACAGCCCAACACCUGGUGGGAUGGCGAGCACCAAAACAGUAACCAGGGCAGGCCGACACCUGAAGCGUCCGAGCCUCCUGAGCACACUUCACGCUCGCAAUCCGAAGUGAGAGCCGAGAUCAAACGCCUCCAAGACGAGAUCAUCCUGAGGGCCCAUCUGAACGAAGAACACAAGGACGACGACGAACAGUUAGCCCACCCCGAGUUGCUUGCUGAAUACAGGAACGGACCGGGAACAGACCCCGCGUCUGGCAGAUACAAGUUUCUCAUGGAACGCCGAAGACUUGGCCGGAUCGAGGCAGAUCUCAGACCUCCAGCAGCACCCCCGGUCGAUCCCGCUUCCCUCGUGGAAGAAGAGGAGACAGGAGAGAAGGCUUGGCGGUCCGGUAUCACACGCGACGAUCCUGUGUUUAAGGCUCAAUUCGAGGCGCAAUUUCCCCCAUACAGAAAUGCGGAGUCUGUCUACCCAAGACUAGGUUUGGGAACAGUGGUUUUGGCAAUUGAGCCGAGCGAGGAACAAAAAGCAUUGAGAGUGAAGCAUCUCAGGCGCGACAAGGUAGCACCAACAAUUCCCGAAGAGCCUAUAUGGUUGCAAGCGAAUUGGGAUUAUGCUCCUGCGGUAGAUGCCGACAAGCACCAAUGGCGACUCUCCUUCGAUGCCUGGCUCGACAGAGCUCUCAACUCCUCUCGUGUGGUGGACAUACAUCGCAAGACAUUCUUCGCGGGGGACGCUUUGCCAGACGGUAUACACGAGAUGUACGAACCGAACUGGCCGUACGACUGGACGUGGCCCGACCCCAAUGACGAAGAAGGGCGUCUGCACCAACACGAAACCAGCCAAGGCUAUGUCGACAACAGGGCGGUCCGCAUAAGAGAAGAACGAGAGGUGGAGCGCCGCCUUGCCCGAGAGCGCGAGCAGGCCGCGAUCGAGUUCUACAAGCGCUAUCCGAAACCCAACGAGACGCGACAAGAUCUGUACCUGCGUCCAGUCCAGGACGGCGAUGUCGAGCAGCUUCAGCGCAUUUGGAACCAUUUCUCCGAGAACUCCCCCAUGAGCCUAGACUAUGGAGUCUUGAGCGAGGAAACCGUCCGGAAGCGGAUCGCCGAUAUCAAGAAACACCGACUGCCCUUCAUCGUGGCCGUGGAAAAUCCUAAAUCGAACGAGGAUGCGGAGAGCUCCAACAAAAUCUUGGCUUUUGCGCUUGCUAUCGACCACGAUGGACCAUGGACCUCGGGCCAGUUUGCAGUUAAGCUCGAGUUCUACAUGAUGCCAAGGGACCAACAGCAUGGUAUCGGGACCUGCCUGAUGGACAAGAUGCUCUCGGUGUUGGACGACUCCUACAAACCCCGGCGAGGAUACUAUUUCCGUUGCUCGGAGGAGGACAACGCAGCCUACCAGCCAGGAGGCCUGCGGCAGAUGGCCCGGGUCAUCGUGACAUGCAGCUUUCCCCGGUCGGAGCGUGACCAGUACCAGUAUAUCCGCACCUGGCUACAGCGGAAGUGGGGGUUUACCGAGCAAGGACACCUGCGUGGGACGCGUUUGAAGCUGGAUAACUUUCUCGAUGUGAUUUAUCUGGUUCGAAACCUGGGCGGUAGCUGA